Solea solea (common sole) is the source of this 2218-nucleotide messenger RNA. It is a transcript of the gene duoxa, whose product is annotated as dual oxidase 2. NCBI's taxonomy places the organism in Eukaryota, Metazoa, Chordata, Actinopteri, Pleuronectiformes, Soleidae. Gene Ontology annotation, cellular component: endoplasmic reticulum membrane. Gene Ontology annotation, biological process: protein transport. The transcript has 9 exons. The record is from RefSeq and is a predicted model, not a curated record. Bases 370 to 1479 code for a protein of 369 amino acids.
UUGUUACUGCUGAACUUACCGACCGCUCCGCGUCGUGGAUAACCAAGACUGUUGUACCAGCCGUCAAAGCGACAGACUUCCCACAGUGUUUCACCGCGAGAACCUGUUCAACAAACGUUGAAGUUUGUUUUAAAGAAUGUUCAAUUCCGCUUUCAGUCAUUUUCUGCGUCAACUGUGUGAAGCAACUGUAAAACACAGUUUACAUACAGUGGCCGUCUACUUACGGACAAUGAGCACGGAGACAAGCACCGCUGCGCACACACUCCAAACCCAUUUACGCAAAUCCAUUGAUGCGAGAGACCUGUGGUCCUCAGCUCAGUCUUCAGACCAGAGGAAUGAAGCGCGUCUGAAAGACAAGAAUUUCAGCAAAUGCAUCCUCCUCCCCAAGUGACACAAGUGGAGACUAUAAAAGAAGUGUAUGUUUCCUUCAACGUCCACACUCCACUCUGUUCACCUUCACUCCUCGUCUUUCAACUUUCAGCCUCAGCUGUGUCAGUAAGAUCAGGAGCUACGAUGACUUUCUACGAUGACAUUUACCCAUUCUACCCUCAACAAAGGACUGCCUUCAUCUUCAGUGGUCAAUUGCUCACCAUUAUCCUGGUGUUCCUUGUGUUAGCUGUCAGUCUUUUUCUCAUUCUGCCAGGGAUAAGAGGGAAGUCGAGGCUGUUCUGGAUGUUUAGAAUAUUAAUCAGCGUGUUCAUAGGUGCAGUGAUAGUAGCGCUCAACUUUACUGAUGACUGGGCUGAAGCCAGAAUGACCACGAACGCCACCUACAAGUCUUUCAGCAAUGUGGAGGUCAACGCAGAGAUCGGCCUGCACGUCGGACUGUACGGCAUCAACAUCACCCUGAGGGGGAAUCCUGUUGUACAGUUCAAUGAGACCAUCAACUACAAUGAGAUGUUCAGCUGGCAGGACACUAUUGAAGAAGAGUAUGAGGAAGCUCUGGAGAAAGGUUUGCCCAAUCCCAUCCUGUACAUUGCGGAGAAAUUCACCCAUGGCAGCCCGUGUGGACUCAACUUUCAGUACCGAUACUCAUCACGAUACGCCUCUGCUACUCUCUGGACUGCGUUUUGCACGUGGAUGCUUGCAAAUAUCCUGUUCUCCAUGCCGGUCAUCUUGUAUGCUGGGUACAUGAUGAUGGCAACAGCGGCCUUCAUCUUCUUCUCCAUUGCCUCCUUCUCCACCAUCAUGAAUGCGCCGCAGUGCGUUUUCUCCAUAGGAACUGACUCGUUUGAGACAGAAUACAGCCAUUCGUUCUGGCUGGCUUUGGCCACAGGUGUCCUGUGCACCGUCAUUGGGAUUCUGGUGGUGAUAUUUUACUUCCUGAUGCCAGAGAAGAUGAACGAGGCUUUCAGCGUUGGUGUUGACAGUUAUGAAGAUGAGGACGUUCCUUAUGAGGAGGGCUACCUGAAUUCAGUUUUUCUUUCUGGAGAGACAAUUUCACCAUCGACAUCAAAGAUGACCACAGUGUAUUUAUGAAGCCUUAUAGGUUUUUCCUCAGAUAACUUUUUCAGUCAGUAUUUGGGGAUAUUUUUGUUGAAUGUGUUUGUUUCUAUUAUCUAUGAGCCUGUUAAGUUAUGUGUUUAUUGAUUACACUGUAUAUAAUUAGAAUUGUAAAGUUCAUUGUUAUGUUGCUGUAUUUAUAUUGUAUAAAGUGGUAAGGGAUCCAUACGAUGUGCAAUACAUUGAUAAUUUGGAUUAUACUUCUGUUAGGAUUCAACUAGUUCACUUUUAUUUAAUUUGACCUUUCAUGGCCUCUGUAGGAUUUUUGUAGCUUUUUGUAAGUUGCUGAUUUGGCAAUGUCUUUUUGAGGAGUGGCACUGGUUCUGGGGACACACAGCGAUGCAGUGGCUAGCAUUGUUACCUUAUAGCAAGAAGGUCACAGGUGUGCAUCCCAGUUCGAUCAAGGGCCUUUUUGUGUGGAACUUCUUGGACUGUGGAUCUUCUUCCUCCCACAGUCCUAAAACAUAGAUUGGGGUUUAGGUUAACUGGACACUAAAUUGAUCGCAGGUGUGAAUGUGAGAGUGGAUGGUUGUUCGUCUCUGUGUGUUUGUCCUGCGAUGGACUGGACCUCCCCACCUUUCGCCCUAUGUCAGCUGGGAUUAGCUUCAGCCCCCUGUGACCCUCAUGUGGAACAUCAAGUGCAAAUAAGUGUGAAGAUACAAAAGGAACCAGUCCAUGAAAGUGCAACUGACUAAGUUCUACACGAAGCAGCUGU